Molecule: messenger RNA, 810 nt
Organism: Dichotomopilus funicola
Lineage: Eukaryota; Fungi; Ascomycota; Sordariomycetes; Sordariales; Chaetomiaceae
Exons: 2
Coding region: 1-810 (269 amino acids)
Source: RefSeq, a predicted model, not a curated record
AUGGAGUUGUUUGAGGCGUCAGCUCGCCAAUAUCCGGAGCUCGGCGACUUUGUCCGACGAGAGGUUGAGAAUCUGUUGAGGUCGCGAGACACCGCAAACGGUUUGUCACAGGGACGAAGCGAUUGCCUUUUCGCCACGAGUGCAGCCUAUAUCUCCCUGGUAUUAUCUCUUCUACCGAGGCUGGCCGACCGUCUUCUCAAAAGCCCCUUAAUAGAGGACUACAUCGACAGUCAGGUUGCGGAAGUAGACGCUACGACUGACUUCUCAGAUCUGACCCCCAUCACCGAUCUCACUGAGAGAGAGCGCGGGCUCAGGCUGCUUGUCGAGAGACUGAAACGCCUAGUCGACGAGUUUAGCAAGCGCCCCAUAAUCCCAUCACAGCCCGGCCGCCUUGCCAGCGAGCCAUCGGCCCUACAUCCACGAUCUAUCAGCUCUCCCACAUUCCCACCACUCUCCACACUCAUUCCAUCUAUCCCGAGUCCUCUUGAUGACAGACCACCCACGACCCAACCCUACCUACCUCAAAAUAUGCCUGUGAGGCCGAGUAUGUCCCGCGAAGGUUUUAAUCCGCUCGCCAAAGCAGCCUACGGCGAAUCCAUCCGGGUGGACACCCCACGGGACGGUCUGGAGUCCCCCGACCUGGUGCCUGAGCAGCCACCAAUCGCCAGGGAGUUGGUGGAUGCCAAUCAACUGGCCCAUCGUGGAAAGGGUCGGCACACUUGUCCGCACGCGUUCCGGUGCACCAAAGGGGGGGUAAAUGCUGAUGGCACGCUGGUUAUUUUCGAGAGAAACUCGCACUUCAGGUAUUAA